AUGGCAGAUGAUUCGAAUGAAGGUCUAGAGGUGGCUACAAAUGUGGGUUUAAGAUUAGCUAGAAAGUUUAAGAUAGCUAGAAUUGAGUCAUCAUCGAGCUCUUCAGAGUCCCUGUCAAUGGAAGACGUGAGCUCAGGGGAUGGGGAGAUACUGGAUUGGGACGAGCAGUGUCAACAUUUCUUUGGAUCAAGCUCCAGCACCUACUGUAGAACUCAACAGAUAUCACAAGGCGGAGAGCAGAAUUUAUGUGGCGGAAUGUUUUGUAAACUUCCUGGAAGUUCGACAUGUCAAGCGAUGAUUCCACAGGAGUUCACUCCCUGUGCUAGUAAUAAGUGGUGUGUGGCUGGAAAAUGUGUGGAUAAAAUUACGAGCAGGCCUACUACACCUCAAGAUGAUUGCGUCCAGUUUCUGAGAGUAGAUAUUAUAAAAUAUAGGGCCUGCUUGUUACUAAAACAGACAACCACAGCAACUACCCAGCCAACAACUACAACAACCACCAGACCAACAACUGCAACAACAACUACGACAACCACGCGGCCAACAACUACAUCAACAACAAGGUCAACUACGACGACAGCAACCACCAGGACCACUACACCUCUCAAUUGCGUGCCAUUGCUCAGAGUUAGCAUGAUUCGGUAUAUGGCGUGCAGAUUAUUAAUGUCAGCGAAUAAAAAUGUAGCAUAAAGCGAC
Molecule: messenger RNA, 693 nt
Organism: Physella acuta
Lineage: Eukaryota; Metazoa; Mollusca; Gastropoda; Physidae
Product: salivary glue protein Sgs-3-like
Source: RefSeq, a predicted model, not a curated record